AUGUCACUGUACACGUCACUGUACACAUACACUCCACCGAGCGCGCCGCGCACGCUGUGCUCGCGCAGCUGCCGCCCGCGCUCGACCUGCGACACAUCGCGCUCACGUAACUACACCGCACCACCACCAGCCACUGUACAUGUCACUGUACACGUCACUGUACACAUACACUCCACCGAGCGCGCCGCGCACGCCGUGCUUCGCGCAGUUGCCGCCCGCGCUCGACCUGCGACACAUCGCGCUCACGUAACUACACCGCACCACCACCAGCCACUGUACAUGUCACUGUACACGUCACUGUACACAUACACUCCACCGAGCGCGCCGCGCACGCCGUGCUCGCGCAGCUGCCGCCCGCGCUCGACCUGCGACACAUCGCGCUCACGUAACUACACCGCACCACCACCAGCCACUGUACAUGUCACUGUACACGUCACUGUACACAUACACUCCACCGAGCGCGCCGCGCACGCCGUGCUCGCGCAGCUGCCGCCCGCGCUCGACCUGCGACACAUCGCGCUCACGUACCCAGUGUCGUACAAGGAGUCGUUGAACACGGUGCUCAUACAAGAAGCGAUCAGGUACAACCGCCUGCUCGGCAUCAUCAACAACUCGCUACGGGACCUGCUGAAGGCGCUGAAGGGUCUGGUGGUGAUGUCGGAGGCGCUGGAGAGCAUGGCCAACAGCAUGGCGCGCAACGCCGUGCCGCUCAUGUGGAGCUCCAAGGCGUACCCAUCGCUCAAGCCGCUUGCGGCGUGGGUGAAGGACCUGUGCCUGCGCGUGCAGUUCAUGCAGGGCUGGGCGGACACCGGCAUCCCCAAGGUGUUCUGGAUCUCGGGCUUCUACUUCCCGCAGGCGUUCCUCACCGGCGCGCUCCAGAACUACGCCAGGAAACACGUCAUCGCCAUCGACACCAUCUCCUACGCAUUUGAGCCGCUGGCGAGCGCGCCGCUGAAGAAGCCGGAGGACGGCUGCUGCGUGCGCGGCCUGUUCCUCGAGGGCGCGCGCUGGAACUCGGGCGACAUGACGCUCGAGGAGAGCCGCCCCAAGGAGCUGCACACCGAGAUGGCCAUCAUCUACAUGAAGCCCGAGCAGGGGCACAAGGGCGUGUACAUGUGCCCCGCGUACAAGACGCUGGUGCGCGCGGGCACGCUGUCCACCACCGGACACUCCACCAACUACGUCAUGACCAUCGAGCUCCCCACGCACAAGCCGCAGCCGCACUGGAUCAAGCGCGGCGUCGCGCUCUUCUGCGCGCUCGACUACUGA
Manduca sexta (tobacco hornworm) is the source of this 1269-nucleotide messenger RNA. RefSeq names its product dynein heavy chain 1, axonemal-like. Gene Ontology annotation, cellular component: dynein complex. Gene Ontology annotation, biological process: microtubule-based movement. Gene Ontology annotation, molecular function: dynein light intermediate chain binding; dynein intermediate chain binding; minus-end-directed microtubule motor activity. The transcript is spliced from 6 exons. The coding region runs from base 1 to 1269 and encodes 422 amino acids. Lineage: Eukaryota; Metazoa; Arthropoda; Insecta; Lepidoptera; Sphingidae. The record is from RefSeq and is a predicted model, not a curated record.